This is a messenger RNA of Clunio marinus, 6316 nucleotides long. Lineage: Eukaryota; Metazoa; Arthropoda; Insecta; Diptera; Chironomidae. The record is from the annotation of a GenBank genome assembly.
CUGUGAAUCAUGUUUUCUAAUUUAUUUACUAUCUAGUUGCUAGUCCUUUUCCGGUUGAAGUUCAAUAUAAAAGCAUCGAUAAAUUCUUUUCAUUUCUGAUUUAUUUUCUAUUUCUCUUUUUCUUCUACAUAGUCGUCAUGAAUUUGUUUUAAUAAGAAAUUUGUAACUCUUCAUACGAAAUAACGGAUAAGAAACUGCUUAAGUAUUUUUAAAUAGAGUCUAGAAAAAGAUAAAAAAGGAAACAUUCAUGCCCACUUUUUUUCUCCAUUUUAAUGGAAAAUAAGUGAAACUUCAAAUAAGAAAAACUAACCAAUUUAAAAAGACGCUUAGACUUAAGAUAGUUAAAAAAAUAAUAACACAAAUAUGAGUCUACGAAAUUUUGUACCGUCAUAUCCACAAUUGUCGGUAAAUGGACCUCCUCCACCACAUCAUCGUGUGCAAGCGCUUCCUGUGAGUGUUCAAGCAUUGCAACAGCAAAUUUCUCAGCAACAAGCUGCUCAACAACAAUCUCAGGCUCCGACAGUCUCUAACCAGAAUGGUGGAGGUGGAAACGUUCAAUCGGCACCCUCACACGAGUAUCAUUUAGCUCCUUGCUUGCCAUUCCAAACUCCUGCUGGUGCUAACAUAACUCAAAAUUUUAUCAGACACAUGUCGAAUGGAGGAUAUGCACAAGCACAUCAAAAUCAAACGAUUUAUCAAACACAAAGUGGGCCACCGAAUGUUGUUCAAAGUCAGCAACAGUCGCAAUCAAACCCUGCCCAAUCUCUUCCUAAUGCUGUUCAACAAAAUCAAGCAAGGUUGACUCCAAUGACACAGCCAACCGCUCCUUCAACUCCACCAACACAACAACAACAGCAGCAGCAACAACAACAACAGUCUCAACAGGCGCCACAGUAUCCAAUGCAAAUACAACAACAAGUGCUAUCAGGCGCUAAUAAUGCAGGAAAUUCAAGAACACCACAAUAUCGUCCACAAUCACAAGCUCCACGUCGUCAACAACAGCAACCUAUGAAUCAGCAGCAAUAUAUGUAUCCACCACAAAUACCAUUUGGAUUUGUUCUUCCUCAUCCAACAACAGUUCGUCCACAAUAUGGAUAUAUGGGUUUUACACCAGUUUUUAAUAGUUAUACAACGCCAGGCCCUAACGCCUAUGGUCAGUUGAAUGCACCGACAAACGGUCAACAACGUCAAAGUACGCCUCAGGCUGCUGCUCCUUCAAUGGCACCACCUCAGACCAACGAAUAUCCUUACCAGAGUAUGGAAGUUUAUCCGCCAGUAAUGCAAGCAGCAGCAGUUCCUACUCAGGUACCACAACCAUCACAACCACCACAAAAGACUGCAAAGAAAAUGGGUAACAGAGCGGUACCAAUUAUUAAUCCGAACACAAAGAAAAGCAUAUUUGAGGAUGAUUCAUGGACGACUUCAACAAAUUCUGGAAGUGGAAAUAGUACAGGAACAAGUACUGGUGGAAGUAAUAACGGAUCAUCAUCAUCAUCAAUAGCAACUGUCGAUAAGGCAAUAACAGCAUCUCAUAAUGAAUUAAGUAAAGAUGAGGCUCUUGAUAAAGAUUCAACGGCAUUAACAUCGACAACAACAUCGGAACCGUCGACGCCUGUUGUAAGCGCAAUGAGCGAUGGACCAAGUGUUGACAUUACUCCGAAACAUCAAGUCAAUAAGAUGAAGAAAAUUAAACCUCCAGAGCCAACAUUAGCAUCGGUUGUGGCAUCGACAGAGUCUGUAAAACAAACGAAAAUAAAUGAAAAUGAAACCUUAAGUGCUGUUACUCCUGUUACUGCGCCAAUUCCAAAACAAGACAACAACAAUAUUAAUAAUAAUAAUGCACACCCAGAUAAGGCUGAAAAUGUUGUUGAAGAGAUGUCACAAUCAAAACCAGCUGUUCAGCAACAAUCUGUUGUCGCUGAAGCAACAACGUCAACGUCAACAACAACAACAACACCUCAAGACUCAAAUAAUAAUAAUAACAAUAAUAACAAUUCCAUCGACGAUAAAUCGAUAAUGACAUCGCCAAGUCUUCGACAUGUAACAACAGCACCAGGUGAUCUUUCAAAGCAAGGUGAUGAAAUGCCGAAACUAGCAGAAACAUUUAGAAAAAUUUCUGUUAUAGAAGGCCCAAUAAAUUAUGUUGAUGGUCAAUGGUCGCCUUUGAACACUGCUGGAAAGAAAUGUUACACACGCGAGCAGCUUCUUAAGCUUAAAGAUCAAUUAAUAUCAGCUACACCGCCUUCAUUGACGAAACUUCCAGAGAAUGUAGCUCAUACACUGAUGAAAGACAACAAAAAUUUACUCACCAACACACUCAACAUGACCUUAGCUGGUAUGGGUGGUGGUGUCGGUGGUAGUGGUGGUGCUAGUAGCAUGCAACGAAGUGGCUUCGAUCCAAUUAAUUCAUUAACACCGAAAUUUGUGAAUUCAAUUGGCGGUCGUAAUCCUUACACGAAACGUCCAAGUCAACAAGGAAAUAAACAAGUACAGGGAGGAAAUCGUGGAUCACAAGCCGGCAUUAUAAAACUUCAGUUGAGUCUGCAUGAUGAUGUGAAGCUUAAUGAAGCUGAGAAUGCAUGGAAGCCGUCACAUUUAGUCACAUCUAGACAAGAUAUGACUGAGGAAGAACGAAUGACUUCGGAACUUUUGAAUCGUUUCCGUUCAAUGUUAAAUAAGUUGACAGCUGAAAAUUUCGAUACACUCGUUAAUCAAGUUAAGAAAACAUAUAAAAUAGAUACAAGUGAAAGACUCGAUGGGGUAAUAAGUUUAGUGUUUGAAAAGGCAAUUUCCGAACCGAAAUUUGCCCCAACAUAUGCGGAAUUGUGUAAGAAAGUGGCUGAUAUUGCAACAGCACCGUCAGCACUUGGCGAAGGAACAAAGAAACCCACGCUCAAAGUUAAAUUAAUCACGCAAUGUCAAAAGGAAUUCGAACGACAUAAGGAAGAGUCAAUUGUGUUCGAUAGCAUUGAAGAGAAGCUUCGUGAAAUUGAGAAUCUUCCUGCAAAUGAGAAUCGUGAUGAAGAGAAAGCUCGUCUUGAGGAAGAACAUUACAAAGUUCGACAACGAGCAAAUGGAACAGUGAAGUUCAUUGGUGAACUCUUCAAAAUUGAUAUGUUGACAUCUAAAAUCAUGCACGCAUGCAUUGAUAUGCUUCUACAAGAUCCGACUGAAGAGAAAAUUGAACGAGUUUGUAAACUCCUCACCACAAUCGGUCGUAAGAUAGAAGAGAAGGAAAGAGGCGAAGCUCUGGACAAAUAUUUCAAUACACUUAAAGAUAUCUUAAACUCACCAUUGAAAGUGAUAAAAAGUUCUCGUAUUAAGUUUGAAAUUCAAAAUCUAAAUGAUCUGAGAAACAAUGGAUGGCAAUCACGUCGUCAAGAUUUAAUUCCGAAGACAUUGGAACAAAUUCAACAGGAUACCGAGAAAGAGCAACAAAUGAUAAAUUAUCAGACACGUCAAAAUGCUAAAGAAGAUCGUCAACGUGGUGGCGGUGGCAGUAGUGGAGGAAAUCAAAUUAAUAAUUAUAAUCGUCGUCAACAACAGCAACAAGACAAUGAAGGUUGGCAAUUGCAACAAAACAAAUCCCGUCAAACACCACUGCAAAUGAAUAAAUUUAGUAUUCCAUCAAUCAAUAAUCAAGAUCCAAAGUUGGGAAGUCCAACAAAUUAUCAACAAUUUCAAGCACCGAACUCGAACAAAUUUGCGAUGCUUCCGGUCGACAUGGAUGUUGAUAUGCCGGGUAGUAAUAUAAGAUUUGGUGGUGGUGGUGGAUCAAAGAAUUCGAGCAUGGAACGUGGUGGUGAUCGUGGUAAUAAUAGAAUGUAUGGCAAUGGCGGUGCACCGCCAUAUUCAGGUAGAAGUUCCGGAAGUAAUCAAGGUAGUCGCAAUUCAUCUCAAAUUCGUUCACGUGAUAAUUCAGAUAGUCGAGGAGGUCCAUCGCGUAGUCUUCAAGCACCGCCACGACAACAACAAAUUCCACAUGGUGGUAUUGGUGGAAGUGGUGGCAGUACGAGCUUUAGUGGAGCUCUUAAACAACAUCAGCAGAAGCCAACAAUGAUAAAUGCAUCGUCAUCAACAUCAUCGUCGAUUUCAUCACCAGCAGCGCUUUUAUCAUUAACACGCGAUGAGGUUGAAAAGAAUUUCAAUGAUAUGCUCAAAAUUGUUGAUGCAUUUCGUGAUGAUAAAUUGACAACAGAGACUGCUAUGGACAAACUAAAAUCGCUUAGCGUGAACAAAGAUGUGCUAAUUGAAAUUUAUAAUAAAUUUUUGGAUCGUAAAGAUAGAGAUCGUGAAAAUUUGAUGAUGUUAAUAGUAGAAAUGUUGAAACAGAAAAAGCUCACACGAGAGGAUAAUCGUUUAGCUCUUAUAGGAACAAUGGCCAUUGCGCCUGAUAUGCAAUAUGAUGUGCCACUUGUUUAUGAAUACAUUGCACAAUUCCUUGCUGAACUUCUUAUAGCAUCAGUUAUAACGUUCCAAGAUGUUUAUCAAAUCUGCGAGGCAGACAUUAAAACAAAAGGCGAAGAUAUGCUACGCUUCAUUUUCACUUUUAUCAAUAAACGUCAUGGUGAAAGUCGGUUACAAAAAAUUUAUAGCGACAAAAACUUUGAGUUAGAGAAGUUCUUAGAUGAUGGAAAUCUCAAUCGAUUUUUGGAAGCUAAUAAAUUUUCUCAUAUUUUCCGUCGCGGAGCGGUUUCACUUUAUGAUGUUAUCACGCACGUUAAAAAGAUGUUAAAUGAGAAGGAAGCAAAUAAUGAAGAGAUCAUGAAUUACAUAAAUUCCUCUCAAUGCUUUUCAGAUUCAAAAUUCAUUCAUAACUUAACAACUGCCGUAAUCGAACAUUGUUAUGAAUUUAAUUCAUCAUCUUCUCAACCAUCAUCGAAGAUAAACACAACACGAUUGGAAGAGUUGUCGUUGCUUCUUCAACGAUACAUUAACAAUGAAGCACAACUCGAACUCGAGUGCAUUAAUGCAUUGAAUAGUUAUGCUUACGAAAAGGAAUAUCCCCUAGGCCUUUUAAAUUCCUUCUUUGAAAUUCUCUACGACAAUGAUGUGUUAUCUGUGGAGGCAUUUGAAAAGUGGAAAAAUCAGGUUGAUCAUCCAGGAAAAGGAGUCGCAGUCUUCAGUACGAGACAAUUCUUCACAAAAUUAGCAGAGGAUAAAGAUGACGACGAUGGUGAUUUGAUGAAUGAUGAUGCGGAUGCACUGUGAAGGGGAUACAAGCUUGUAAUUUGUUGAUGAAGAAUAAUAAAGAAUUACAAUUAAAAAGAGAAAAAGAAAAAGAAUCGAUAGGAAUAAAAAUAAAUAAAAAAAUCUUGUAAAUGUAGCGCGCUUUAGGAUUAAUUAAAAAAUUCUUUUUUGCAAAUAAUUUAGUGUAAUGAAAAAUUAUUUAACAUAAAUCGCAGGUGAAAAACUAAAUUGCGAUUUCAUAAAAAAUAAAUAAAUAAAAACAUAAAAAUGGAAUGCGAAAUUUGGCAUGAAGAACGAUGACGACAAAAAGUUUCUCUUAAAUUUGUAAAUAUUUUUUUUGUCGACACUGGAACUUCUAGUCGUCAGAGUAUUGCGCCACUUCCGCAGCCCUUAAAUUUGAAGCUUCCUCUCAAGAGAAAAUGAAACCACUUGGAAUUAAUAAAAACUUUUUUAUAUAAAAUUUUCUUCUUUACAUGAAGAAUUAAAAAUCAUCAAAAUUUAAAAAAGUCGAAAAAAAAACACGUGAAAUAAAAAAAUCUCAAAGAAAAGGGAAGAAAAUUUGACGUAAAGAAAGUUAAAUUUUCUUAAAUUUGUAAAUAUUGAAAAGAAUGAAAUGGUAAUUGUUUUGAGGAUUUUAUGUUAUUGCUAUUGCUAAGUUAAUAGGAAUCUGAAGAAACAAGAAAAACACAAGCAUAAAAAAGAAGUCUUGUGAAUACAUCUAGUUAGUGAUUAAAGUAAUUUAAUUUUAAAUUUAAUUUUAUUUCGCUUUCUGGGGCAUGUCUCAAGAAUCUGUUUUUGUUAGUCUGUCGUCAACGUCAAUACGUCGAUUAUUACAUCCCAUAAUCAGAUAUAAAUUAAAUGAUGAGAGGAAUGAAAUGAAAAGAAAAAGCUACAAAAAGGUUUUCUCUGUAAAGUUGAAAUGUCGCGAGAUGCUUUCAUUUUUGUUUUAAUUGUUUUCUUCCUAUUUCUUAUACAUAAUUUAAGAAGUAAAUAAUGAUGAUUGCAUAUUUAAUGGAAAUAUGCGAAAAUAAACACUUGCGAUGUGAUACUACUGAUCACGGUUCGUAAGUUAUAAAGAAAAUUAAUAAAUAAACAAAAAACCAGAAGAAAAAGAGAAGAAAAAGAA